Molecule: messenger RNA, 1497 nt
Organism: Cyclocybe aegerita
Lineage: Eukaryota; Fungi; Basidiomycota; Agaricomycetes; Agaricales; Hemipholiotaceae
Source: the annotation of a GenBank genome assembly
AUGUUUGGGAAAGGGUGCCAUUAUUGUUUACGCAAUCUUUCAAAAACCAUCCAUAAAGUGGAGUACGCUCGAGUAAAGUGUUGCACGAGGUGUCUGGACGAACACUUCAUGGUAGUUGCCAGUCCACAGACAAUCCCAGGUGACUACGACUGCCUCCUGAAAGAACGUCUCCCCGUCAUUGAAGUAGGGUCUGGUAAGAAGGAGAGGACUUAUGCCUUCCGGAGCUUGCACGAGAAAUGGAGCGAGACACACAACACCUUCCAAAGCCAUGAAGAGAAAUUAGAAUGGGUUGCUAAGGAGCACAGGGCACGGAUUGAAAUUGAACAUCAUGCUAGGGAGUGCGAGCAAUGGCUUGAACGCUACACAACCCGUAAAGAGACCGAACACAGAGAGAUAGUACGAAAGCGAAAAGCUGUCUUCAUGGCCCGUCUCGAGAAGUCCAAAUGGGGACCAGAACUCAAAAUCAACGAUUGCAAACCUGACGAACACUGGUCCGUUGUGCACGCUUCUAACAAUUGUGUCCUCGACGUAGUUCUAAAAAAGCUUGAUAAGGAGUUCGAUCAGUUUAUGGUUUCUGCCAAGAAGACACGUCUAUUCGAAGAGAAGAAGAAGGUCAUCAAGAAACGCAUGCCCAUCUUGAAACGCUCAUACGAUAUAUGGGUGUCUACCCUUCCAGCAAAUGCUGUAUGUCCUCCGUUGAGCGAAGUCUUUCGGACACCUUUUGUCCAAGAAAUGUUCUAUUCGACACCGGCUACUGCAGGAGAGACCGACGAUUUUUUACCCUCUAUCUCUGCCUCGGCCGACGCGGUUAUCCAGCAAUGGCUAGAGAAAGGCAUAGCUGAUCUCAUCAAGAUUCCCGAGGAGAAAAUCAUUCCAUUUUCACUUAUCAAAGAUAUCUCGAGCACCACUCAGUCUGAAGCUUUUCCUGUGGCCGCUUUGGAACUUGCGACUACGUCCUUCGUCUGUAAUAAUUCAGAAUGUGGCCCUCUUCAAUACCCUCGUGUGUUGAUGCACACCUGCCCUGCGAGCAGCAAACCUUCCCAGUUCGACGAUCGGGAUGAGAAAGUGGUGUUUGAAUUGACCGGCCAAACCUAUUGGAAUACUGGACGUUCCAUCAGAAUCGUUCGCGACUCGAAGACGAUCGUGGAGAUCGUGAAACUGUGUGGCUACGAUCCGAGGACCACAACAGCGAAGGAGAUGGACGAGGCGAAUCCGAUCCUCAUAUGCAUCAAGUGCAACGACAAGAGCGGAAGGGCAACGAUGACCUGGAGGACAGUCGUGAGUUGCGCGUGUCCAUCCACUACCCGCCCACUCACGCCUCGACAACGUGCAUCUAGAUCACUCAUAGCGAGUUUCACUGGAAAAUAUUUGCCUCCAAAUUUGUCCGCGACGAAAAUGGUUUUGAAGGUUCUCGACGAAGCUGACACUCAGAAAGCGCAGCUCAUGAUAGCAGAAGCCCAAGAGCGCAAACUUUGGGAGGCAAAGGACGGCAACUAA